This is a messenger RNA of Acanthamoeba castellanii str. Neff, 1929 nucleotides long. RefSeq lists its product as uncharacterized. The transcript has 8 exons. The record is from RefSeq and is a predicted model, not a curated record. NCBI's taxonomy places the organism in Eukaryota, Discosea, Longamoebia, Acanthamoebidae. The coding region runs from base 1 to 1929 and encodes 642 amino acids.
AUGAUGUGUAUCAGGUGGAGCACACACGCGUGGGGCGACUUCAUGGAGUCCAACCGGUGGGGCUUCCGCUUUGUGGAGACCGACAUCGCCUCGUUCGAAGCCCGCACCAAGCACAUGGGCACGGCGUCGCUACUGCCGGCCCUGCUCCCCAGCACCGAACCGCGCGAAGCCAUCCGCCUCCUGCGGGACGCUCGAACGCACCUGUUCAACGCAUGGCAGUCCAACUCGGACGACUUCAGUACCUUGCGACAGCUCGGCGUGUGUAACUUUGAGCUCGCGCAGCGCAUCGAGAAGCGGUGGCAAGAGAAGCGGUCGGCGGCGGCGGCGGGGUCGAUGCGACUCUCGUCUUCGGGGCAGCGCAGACUGCAGGACAGCAGCAACUCAGAGACGGACUCGGUCACCUCUCUCGGUGAUGGCGACGGUAGCGAGGCCGAGACCUCCACCAUACUCAAGCGCCACGAUCUCUCCGCCACCCCGACCCACGUGCCACGUCAGCGCUAUCAAGUCAAGACCGAGGAGCAAAAGGAGAUUCAGAUGCUGGCCGAACAAGCCGUCGACAACUUCAAGAAGGCCGCCACCAUCAGGCCCGAGGACAGUAUGAUCCGCGUGCAACUCGGGCUGGCCCACGUCAUGCGGGCCAGGUGCCGCGCCCAGAGGCAGGAAGACUUUUACCUGGCGGCCCAGAUCUUCGAGGAGCGCCUCGCCCAAGGCAACACUGGCCUGGUGCUGGAGCGCGUGCUCUAUCCGGCGCUGCAGAGCCGGGGCGAGGAGCUGAGCGGCUUCCUCCGCAUGCUCUACCACUCGACCCCGCUGGUACUCUUCUUCGCACGGCACAUGGGACCCGCGACGGUGGUCGACGACGGGGAGUCGAGGCCCAGUCGUACCAUGACCGAAGGCGUCGCCGACGCCAUCGCCGUGUGGGAGUCGCAGCAGCUGACCGAACUGAAGCUGAGCCAAAGCACGCGCUCGACCGACUCGACGACGCGCAGCAAACCUGCGGCGGCGGCGCCCGAACUGCAGCAGAGCGGGGACAAGGCCUUCUGGGGCCUGCUCAAGGAGGAGCAGAAGCGCGACGCGGCCCAGCAGCAGACCACGACCGUAGGCCCGAAGACGAAUAACGGCGGCGGCGGCGGCGAUGAUGAUGUCGGGUGGUGCCUGGACUUUGCCGAGUCGGGCGAGGUGCUGACGGACCCGGCGGUGCUCACCCUCCAGAGCCUGUUCGACAACACGCCGCGGCACCGGCUUCACGGCCUCGCCAUCGCGUCGAUGAGCUUCGCCGGCUGCGACCUACUCACCGACACCUCGCUCGCUUCCCUCUUCCGCUUCCUCCGGCGCACGCAGCACGACGCCGACCAGGCGCUCACCACUGCUGCCAGCGCCAGCGCCGCGGUCGCAAACCACAUAGAUGCCCCGCAGCUCGGCAGCAGCGCGAGCGUCGGCAAGCAGAAGCGAUCGAGCGAAAAGCCCAACAAGAAGCAGGCGGCGCUCAACAAGACGGCAGUGGCCGACCACAACGCUGAACCGCAGCGGACGGCGCGGGUGUUCCCCGAGGAGGUGGACUUGGCGAUGUGCAACAUCACCGACGCGACGUUGCUGCAGAUCGCGGGCGGCGGCGGGGGAGAGGCUGAUGAGACGUCGUCAUCGUCAUCGCCGGUGAACAACCACCGACUGCGGCGGAUCAGGCUCGACGGCUGCCGGACCGUCACGGGCGGCGCCAUCGCUGCCCUGCUCGCCCGCUGUCCCAACCUGGAGAAGCUCGCCGCCAGAGACUGCCCCGCCAUCGCCUGGUCAAAGAAGACGGUCACUCAGGCCCUCAAACAAGCAACGCAGCUCAGGGUGUUGGAUGUGCGAGGCAGCGAUGUCAGCGAGAAGUGGGUCCAGGCCACCAAGAAGAACUCCACCCAACUCUCCAUUCUCCACUCCCUCUAA